GUCAAAGGUUAAGAAGCUGCGAUUUGUGUACGUGUGUGUUUUGAGUUAGCGACGUGGUGAUUACAGGCGCCACCGAACCCGAUCCGAUCCCCGCUAGAAUCCAGCACUUCCAUGCAGAUGCGCGUCCCGGACCAGCCAGCAGUUCUGCUGCUGCCCCUCCUCCUGACUCUGGUGGGCCUCGCCGCCGGCCAGCGCGUCGCGCCCGGCGUCAAUCCGCAGCACUAUCAGCAAGUGCCGCAGCAGGUGCCACAGCAUCAUCCGCCGCCGCCGUCGCCUCACCAGCAGCCGCAGUAUCAGCAACAGGUCCACUCGGCACCCGGUGUGCCGCCCCAGCAGUAUCAAUAUGAGCAGGUGCCCGUGCAGCACCAGCAGCAGCAGCAGCCGCCGGUCCAGUAUCAGCAAGUUCCUGUGCAGCAGCAACAGCAACAGCAGCAGCCAAUCCACCAGCAGCCGCAACAAGUGCACCAUCAGCAGCCGCAGCAAGUGCAUCACCAGCAGCCGGCGGGUGGCCAUCACCAUGGCCAGCCGCAGCAGGUCUUGAACACGGGCAACAUCCAGCAGGAGCGCGCUCACAUCCAGGAGCACAUGCAGGUGCCCAUCGAUACCAGCAAGAUGUCCGAGGCGGAGCUGCAGUUUCACUACUUCAAGAUGCACGACUCGGACAACAACAACAAGCUGGACGGCUGCGAGCUGAUCAAGUCGCUGAUCCAUUGGCACGAGCAAGGCAGCAAGGAGCAGCCGAAUGGCGAGAAGCCGCAUGUAGAGGAGAAGGUUUUCUCCGACGAGGAGCUAGUGGCCCUCAUCGAUCCCAUCCUGCAGAUGGACGACACCUCGCGUGACGGGUACAUCGACUAUCCGGAGUUCAUCAAGGCGCAGCAAAAGGCCGCCGAGAAGCAGCAGCAGCAGCAGCAACAACAGCCGCAGCAGCAGCAGCCCCAGCAGCCGAUUCAUUAGUAGUCGUCGUCACCCACAUAGAUCCGUUCAGUUUUGGCAUCCAUAACAUGUCCUCGUCCCGUGAUUGUGACGUGCUACACAUACUCCGGCAAAACGUCAUGAAAUUACGUAGUUUCACUUUACUAGAAUUACAUUCGAAUCAAUUUUACUUACCAUGCUGCAAGCAUUCCAAUCGGAGAACCACCCUGAACAAAUUGUAACUUAUUGCCCUUCUUCCAAUAACUUUCUCAAAGAUUCCCAUUUCGAAUACUGAACGCGAAUCUCACGAGCGGUUUGUGCAAUUUCAACUGCUUUCUCUCGUUUUUGUUUUCCAUGUUUCAUUACUUUAGUUAUUUCGCGAUAUGAACUAAUUUCUAAGCCCGACUUGAGAGCAGCAACAACAACAGACUGAUUGUGUAAAGGUUUGUUUUGUACAAAAAAAAAAAAAAAACAAGAGAAAAUAAAACUACGCGAUAAAAUAAAUCGAAGAAGGCCCUACCAAGUGGAAAUCUUUUUGAAACUGAAACCUAUAUAGCUAAUAAAGUCAAAUCCAAAUUACA
Molecule: messenger RNA, 1493 nt
Organism: Drosophila kikkawai
Lineage: Eukaryota; Metazoa; Arthropoda; Insecta; Diptera; Drosophilidae
Product: lymphotoxin beta receptor inhibitor
Molecular function (GO): calcium ion binding
Source: RefSeq, a predicted model, not a curated record